GUGUGCGGCCACUUUUCUACAGACGAUUUUUUUGCUUUUGUAAUUACUCGUAGAGAUACUUGGAUGUUUUAAAUCUUUUGUCGAUAAUGUUUGUUGGAUUCAGUUUCGCUCCGUGCGUGUCACAUCCCACAUCAUGCAAAAGAUGAGGUCACUAAGAGGUGUCGUCUGUUAGUUGCGCGACACGAUGGGGGUGACGUCGCGGCAGCAGGCGCUGCUAGAGGACAUCGCGGCGCUGACGGCCCCUUCUGCCCGUGCGUCGUCUUCUUCCGUGGACGCGAAAACAGCAGUGCCUUCGUCGGCGACGAAAAAAGAGGAAGAGUUUUUCCGACUUUUCUACAAGCUGGAGAAGGAGUACGAAGAAGAAGUGGGUGCUUCCUAUCUGACCAAUUGGGCUUGGAUCUUUCACACACAGAAGCUCUGUCACAAUGUCUGUGACUCUUUGGCAGAUGCGGCUGAACGUCUGGCGCAAGUCGAACAUCUGCGUCGAGAAGUGGCCCAUAAAUGCGAAGUGUUGCACUUUCGGUGCGAGCACUUGCUAAAGGAGCAGAACGUUCUCGAAGAGUACACGAAGAUUAUGAUUAAAAUAGAAAUCAGUAAAAAUAGUAAUUACUGUAAGAUUGCCCGCAACCACUUAAGGUUUAGUACUUCCCAGCAGCGAGAAGGAAGGCCAUUGUACGCACGCAUGUCUACCACUUGCUGGGCUCUUGGGAGGGAUAAACCUUAACCUUUUACAGGGCCCUUGUCAUAUUACAGUCCUUGUCCCGUCGCCUGUCUUUGUUCAUAAAAAGCAUCGGCGAAAAGCUUGAUCGAUUCGACCGACUGAUGGACCUGAAGCGCAUUUUGGACCGUCCGGGUGGCACGAUUUUACGGUGAGCUUUUAGCCAUCUGUCUCGGCAUCUUGGUCCCCUUUUGCCCUGUAUUCGCAUGAAAUGCACGGGUAAAGGGGUCGAGGUGAGGGGACCGAGAUGCGUCAAAGCUGAGUCUAACGAUUGGUUCUAGUUUAGAUCAAGCGGAGUUUGAGCGGUGUCUUGACCUUCUGGACGAUGGGAUCGAGUUUUUAGACCGCCAUCCGGAAUACUACGACUCUCAGCAGUACUUCAAGCAGUAUGAUCAGAUGCGCCGCAGGGCAUGCCAAUCGCUGAAAAAUCAGGUCACGCGCAGUCUAAACCACACCAUGGACCAAGUGCUGGAUCAGAUGGAUCAAGCAGGAAAAGACGGGAGAACAGGGUAAAACUGUCAUAGACUUUUGAGACACUGUGUGCUUCUGUGCAAGUUUUGGUGGUCCUCAGCCUUUCAUGGGCACGGGCGUGAACCUAUGAUAACCAGACUCGACGACAAAUAAAAACGAAUCCUGGCAGGUAUGAAACAUCCGUUUUCUAUGUCCGUUUCCGCGCCGCUGCUACGCAGUUGAAGCCUUUGACUUAUCAGCUGCAUAAGCGGCGAGAUGCUGCCGAGAUCUAUGGGCAAACGCUUGACGAAGUGGAGAGUUUUUUCGUCGCUCUGCGGAUCCGAUUAGUAACGAAUCCCUUACAGCUGCAUAUGCACAACGUGAUGUCCAAGUUCCAAGAAGACCCGGCUGGAUGUAUUCGGCAAAUAUCGACCUAUGUGCUCAAGCUGUGCAUUUUAGAGAAACAAACUUUUCUUUCGUACUUCGAAGCGCGGCAGCCGCAGGAGACGUUAGACUCGCUAAUCAAGCACUUUGGCGCGCUCUUGUACGACUUGGUGAGGCCGCUGAUAUUGAGCUUCGACGAAAUCGAUAUCCUGCGUGAAAUUGCGGACGCGUUACAGCUUGACAUACUUCAUCCGCACCAAGUCGAUGUGGCAAGUGGAAAGUCAGGUACCAGAAGGGGGCUUUCCAAAAGUCUUGUUUUCUCGAGCAGUUAGCAGCAGGUUUAUUUUUCGAUGUAGGAAUGCUUCGUACCCUAAAGCGAAAAACUAUGCCCUCUCUUUCUAUCUCUCCGUAUAUCACAAAAACGAUCGGAAACUAAUGGAAUCAAAAUAAACUUUCAGAGCACGAGCUCGUGGCGUUACUAGGAAUCGUUUUGCGGCUUUAUCGCGAUGUCCAGGAACGGCUUAUUUUUCGGGUGCAAAUCUACAUUCGCGACGAGAUCAAAGGCUUUUUACUCGACGACCCCGCAAGGUUGGAGUAUCCGCGAGUUUUGUUUACCUCUAGUACGUCAUCUCGAGUCUCGGAGACUGGGUCGGAGGAGGAAAAAAACGCAAAGAAGCUGGAAGCAAUGGCGUACGCGCUGCAGCGUGGCUCAAGCUACGGAAACUUCGUGACGCUAGAGCGGACGUUGUUGGUUUUGUCCAAGAUCUUUCGCGUGCUGGAAAUCAACACGUUUCAAGGCCUCGCGCAGGAAGCGGUAGAUGCGUGUAUUUCGACACUCAAAGUCUAUGCUGCAAAAAUCCCACAGCGGACCGACAGCAGCCUCUUUUUGAUCAAGCAUUUGCUGAUUCUGCGUGAACAAGUCGUAAGUUUCGAGUGCGACUUGGUUUGCAAAGAAAAGUUUUUUGACUUUGCUGCCAUCUAUGGCAACGUGAAGGACGCCUUUGCUGAGGCCUCGCAAUCUUCUUCUCACGCAGCAAUUGCGCAGCAACAGCAAAUAGGUAGUGACCAAGCACCCGGAGCCAUCGGAGCAUUCUCCAGCUCUGGCGUGAUAACGUCUGCGGCCCAGGCGCGCCGCGAUGCAAACUCAUCGUCGGUUUUGAGGAUAUCAGGGAAGCUGUUCCGAAUACUGACCCCUAAACUGACGGAAACACGGAUAGACUCCAAGAAGAACAUGGAGACGGAGCUACGCAACGCUUGCGAGCUCUUGAUUCAAGAUCAAAUCCAGUUGAUUGCAGAGCCGCUUGUCGUUUUUAACGCCAAAGUCACGCAACACCUUGGCUCGGGAGAGAAGGAGCUGGUCCCAUCUUUUAUCCUAGAUCUCUCUCGCUGUCGCUUUUGAUUGAUUUGCCGGAAAAAAGGCCGUAUACUGAAAGGGGCGCGGCUGUGGCAAGUCAGGCAAGACUCGCCGCGCGGCGGGCCUUUCUGGCCUCUCUGCGGACUCGCGCGGCAUGUCGUCCAGGGCAGGCGCCUGCGCCGGUUUAGUUUUGUGGCCAGGGGUGCAACGGGGUCCGGCUCCGGGGUGGGUGGAAGACGCCCAGGCGAGGACGGAGGGAACGGAGAGCGAAGCCGGAAACGUGUGCCACGGUCGUGCACAGGGGCGGAGCCAUAGGGGCCGCAGCCAUGUCGUAUAGGCGGCGGCCAGACUCACCUCGGCAAGCCUCGCAAAUACCCCCGGCGGAAUACCCGCGCGCGCCGCAGGCAGGUGACCUAGGGGCGCAAAGCCGGCAAGCCUUGAACCGGGUAAACCAUACAAGGAAGCGCGAAAACAUGGAAAAGAGUAAGUACAAGCGCCGCGGGCCCUUAUCUUGGAACGCACAGCCGGAAAGCAUGCCAGGACUACGGUGGCAGGGAUCGGGCAACGAAAAGGGGAAGGCGGAGGAAAGGGGGAAGGCUGGCGUUUUUCAGCCAGCUAACGACGCCCGCCUUUUAAUCAUAGGUGUACACCACUGAGAAGGGGCGGCGCGGGUUUCUCUCUGUAGUGCUUGGGUAGCGCUCUCCAAUUUUUUCCGAGGGCGCAUGUUGCGGCAAACGACGCCAGGCACGCUGAGGGCGUUGAGCUGCAUGGCGAAGGGCGCGGGGGCUUGUUGCCAUUGCAUUACUUCGGACAGCGCGGGCGCCUACGCAAGGGCGGCUCUUGGUGGCAGGCUUGGCGCCUCAAAUGGGCGCGGUGUCGAUUGUGCGGCUACUUGCCUGGCGCCGGGACACUGCCGAGCUCAUGGCGCUCAGUGGGCGGAGGGGACGGGUUGGCGCGUGAUUGGUUUCAGUAUGUGAAAGAUGUGGACCCGCAAGAGGGGAAACACCAGGACUAGCGCACGCUGUUCGCUGCCUUUUAAGAUCAUCGCAGACAGUGAAAGUAGCUGACUUAUCGGCCACUAGAUAAUGUCGCGGGGUGAGCGACAUCCAUCGGCGUCAGUUUUGUGCAAUUGCGGGGUGCUAGCUAGCAAGUUGGAGGUCGUUGGCAAGCGUGGGCGCCGAAGCUGAUCCGGCCAGGCAAUUCUGUCUCCGCUAUGAUUGAGGACCUGCAACGACGUCUGCCACCCAGAGCACCUGAAGGCCUUCGCCAUUGUGCGCAGCUGUAGAGUUGCUUGCAGGAGUCGCAGGCGAAGCCAAUGAGCUCGGUGCUGUGGGGCCGCGGCGUCCACGACGGCACGGCGGUGGCGCUUGCGAGCGAGUCGGCUUGGAUGGCUUUUUCGUUUCAUGGCUGACCGUAGGCGCCACGGCCACCCAGCUGGGGUUAGGGCAUUGCGCCGCCCCUUGGUGGAGGGCUUGCGCCCCCUUCUUUGUAAGUCACACUCACACACUGCCUCGGCUGUGGGUGGGUCUCUUGGCGUGGCAGCAGGCUGGCGCGAAAGGAUGAAGCAGUGCCGCCUUCUGGCUUGUUUGUGUUUUCGGUGGGACAGUCAUAGUCUGACGCAAGAGGAUGAGGUGGACCCGCGUGGGAAGCAAGUGCGCUGAAACUCGGGAGAGGGGAAGAAAUAUAGGAAAGUUAGUCAGCCGCGAGCAUCAGGGGGCGCUGUUCGUCUUCAUUGUGUUUUCUGUCUGGUUGUUUGUCGUUUUUUUUUCUGACUCUUCUUCCCCAAAACAAGUUGAAAGCUCGCUUAGUUAGAUUCAUUCUAGGACGAUGUUAUGAUAUUCGCGCAAAAUUCACAGGCUGCAACACAGUUGGACUUCUUACAGCCGGAUGCACUUGCGAAGUUGAACAAAGACUUUUUAGAUUCGGUCUCAAAGCGCGUCCCGCUAUUGUGUGCUCGCAUGCGCAUCUAUCUGACGAAUCGGUUCGAAAGUGACCCGCCUGCUCUGAAUCCAGACGGCACGCGGACCCCUGCCGCUUUAUGAGAAAUGAAAUUUCAAGGAGUUUUUAGAAGGAGUCUUGAAAAGAGAAUUUCUCUCUUUGAAACGGACUACCGAGACUAGCUGGAUAGAUUGAUAGAGCAAACGAACCUGUGGAAAGAAGGAGAAGCCCCAUCUUCAAUUGGACUGCUACUUCCGUUGAUUCUGAUCCUCACCUCCCUUUCAUUCUUUGCCGAAGCCUCAAGACCCGCGUUGUCCUGUUCCUCUGCAGUGCUCUUUCGACCGAUUCAUAUUUCUCUAGUGGAGUCCGUAUCGCAAUUAUGGUCGCUUUUCCGCGAGUUCGAUGUGAAAUUUGGCGUUGGCAGCAAUGCGUUCGUAACGCAGGAAGCUUUAGAUCUCGACCUCGCGGACACUAUGGCCCGCGUGGAAGCAAUGGACUAUAAAGAGCUCUUACAGGAGUUCUUCGCCGAUGAAAUUAAAUAACAAGCAAGAUUUAUUCCCUUUUUUACAACUCUCUUCGUUCCCUCUCUGAAAAUAUUUUUUCUAACACUGACUCUGAUUCAACAUGUACUAUGACGAGAUCUUCGUCGUAGGUCUGACAGAAGAGCACGGUGAUCAUUCGAAUCCUAUAACUAUGUUAUUUCCUAGACAAGCUACAACCUGACGAAAAGGUCCGGCAACCCUGUGGUCGUUGUGCGGUAUGGUUACUAUGCUAGUUUGUGUGCAGGAGUAAUCAAGAUUCAUUUUUCGAGCAAAAGCGCAGGUUGCCUGAAAUUUCCUCACAAUGCUGA
Amoebophrya sp. A25 is the source of this 5694-nucleotide messenger RNA. The record is from the annotation of a GenBank genome assembly. Lineage: Eukaryota; Dinophyceae; Syndiniales; Amoebophryaceae.